Cannabis sativa is the source of this 3469-nucleotide messenger RNA. Its product is annotated as tyrosine aminotransferase. NCBI's taxonomy places the organism in Eukaryota, Viridiplantae, Streptophyta, Magnoliopsida, Rosales, Cannabaceae. Bases 118 to 3351 code for a protein of 1077 amino acids. The transcript has 5 exons. Gene Ontology annotation, molecular function: nucleic acid binding; transaminase activity; pyridoxal phosphate binding. Gene Ontology annotation, biological process: DNA integration; biosynthetic process; amino acid metabolic process. The record is from RefSeq and is a predicted model, not a curated record.
CUUGAAUUCUAGCAUAGUUCCAAUAUAAAAUAAUUCCUCAACUAUUAAAUUAUUAUUAAUAUACAGCCAAUAGAAUUAAGUCAUUGAGUUUCUUUCCGUAAAAAAGAAUCUAUUCAUAUGCAGCUGUUGCACUCAAUAAACAAAAAACAAUCUCUUUUGCGUGCACUACCACUCAACACAAAAGAAAAGAAAAUGGAGAUUAAGGGGUCAAGGGAAUGGAACUUUGGUGUGGAGGAAGAAGAGCAAGGCAACACCGCUUCAGCCGUCACAGUCCGGGGAGUUCUCAAUACCUUGUACCAAAAUAUAAGAAAAGAUGAUAAUAACACACCUGUGGAUGUGGUCAUCCCUAUUGGCCAUGGUGACCCUUCUAACUUCCCUUGCUUUCGCACUCCCCCCACUGCUGAAGAUGCCGUUGUCAACGCCCUCCGUUCAGCCAACUUUAACUCCUAUUCCUACACCAAUGGUCUCCCAUCGGCUAGAAAGGCUAUUGCAGAGUACCUAUCCCAGGAUGUUCCAAACAAGUUAACCGUGGAUGAUGUUUUUGUCACACUUGGAUGCAUACAAGCUAUAGAAAUGAUAAUAACAGCCCUUGCUCGUCCUGGUGCCAAUGUUCUUUUUCCAAGGCCGGGAUUUCCCUACUAUGAAGCCCGGGCUGCCUCGAGCAAGCUUGAAGUUCGUCACUAUGACCUUAUUCCCGAACAAGGAUGGGAGGUUGAUCUGCAACAUGUUGAAGCUCUUUCGGAUGAGAAUACUGUUGCCAUGGUCGUGAUUAAUCCUGGAAAUCCAUGUGGAAGUGUUUACAAUGCCCAGCAUUUGGAGAAGAUUGCAGAGACGGCAAGGAAGCUUAGAUUUGUUGUGGUUGCUGAUGAAGUUUAUGCUCAUAUUUGUUUUGGAAGUACACCAUUUAUUCCUAUGGGAGUUUAUGCAUCCAUUGUACCUGUUCUAACGCUCGGCUCUAUAUCAAAGAGAUUGGGUGUACCUGGUUGGCGUCUUGGUUGGAUUGUGACAAAUGAUCCUGAUGGCAUCCUCAAAAAAUCUGGGCUAACCAGGAAAAUCAUCAAUUGUCUCGAUAUCUCAACUGAUCCUGUGACCUUCAUUCAGGUCAUACCCACGGUGAUCGGUCAUGAUCUUGAUGAAUUGCUUCUCAGCGAUUCAGCUCCUCCUGAUAAACUCAUAAUUGGCAACGACAAUCCUUUGUAUCUGCAAUGGCGUCGCAAGGAUCAAUUGUUGUUGUCCUGGCUCCGAUCCUCAAUGACAGAGGGAAUCUUGGCCACUGUUGCAUGCUACUCCACUUCGCGCUCUGUUUGGAAGGCACUUGAACAGAAGUUUGCUAGCCAAUCUAAGGCAAGAUUACUUCAACUUAAAUGUCAACUAACCAAUCUACAGAAAGGUAAUCUGUCAAUUUCAGAUUAUGUUGACAAAAUUAAGUUUGUAUGUGAUUCUUUAGCCAUUGCUGGACAUCCAGUUAAUGAUUUUGAUUUAAUCCUGCACUUGCUUAAUGGGCUUGGUCCCGAGUUUGAUUCUGUGGUGUCUAGUAUUACCUCUCGAAGUGAAAACUUGUCUCUGGAAGAAGUUCAAGCUCUCUUGAUGUCCCAUGAAUCAAGACUUGAAAGACACACCACGGUUUUGGACAUCUCUACGAAAAUGGCUGCAAACCUUACUUUGGGAUCAAGAACUGGGGGUAACAGACAUUAUCACAAUACUGGAAAGGGUCAACAUACGGAUAAUGCUGGAAAAACUGGUAAUCGUGGCUAUGGAUUCAGAUCUGUCAAUAACAACAGGCCUUUGUGUCAAGUGUGUAUGAGGUUUGGACACACAGCAGCUACUUGUCACUAUAGAUAUGACAGAAAUUGGGUCACUCCAAAAGCUCCCCACCCUCAGCCCCAAGCAAACCUUGCUGAACACACCAUCGAUUAUGAUCCUCAAGCAUUUCUUGCUCAAACAGUUCCGGAUUUUGGUGAUGAUGAAGGCUGGUAUGUGGAUACUGGUGCAACAAAUCAUAUUGCUCAGUCUACUGAUAAUCUUGAAUCUAUCAUUCCUUAUUCUGGCCAAGAAACCGUAGCUGUGGCUAAUGGUAAGAAACUGAUUAUUUCUAACAUUGGUAAAGCUACUCUUUCUUCCAAAUCUUGUUCUUUAAAUCUUGAUUCUGUUUUACAAAUUCCUACUAUCACUAAAAAUUUGGUUAGUGUUUCAAAGCUUACUAAUGAUAAUAAUGUUUUCUUGGAAUUUCAUAAAACUUGUUGUUUUGUAAAGGACAAGGAAACGGGGGCUGUCUUACUCAAGGGCAAAAUUAAAGAUGGUCUCUAUCUCUUAGGGGAUGAUAGUUCAAAUCUCUCUCAAAAGGCUCUUCAGGUGCAUUUGGCUACUGCUGCUAGUCCAUCUGUUUUCAGUUUGUGUCAAAAUAAAAAUUGUACUCAAGAUUGUACCUUGGUUGACUCUUCAACCUCUACUUGUAAUAAUCAAGAUAAUAAAGAGUCAUUUUCUUUCUCUCCAACUGUGUACAAUUCUACAGCUUUCAUUGCUCAAACUCUCACUGAUGUUAAUGUUUGGCACACAAAACUUGGGCACCCUGCACCUGAUACUUUAAGAAAAAUCCUCACCAAAGCCAAUAUUGCUUGUUCACUUAAAGAUCUUAAGUUUUGCAAAGCAUGUCAACUAGGCAAAAAUCAUAGAUUACCUUUUCCUCUAUCUCAAUCUCGAGCAACUCAACCUCUUGCUCUUGUGCACACUGAUUUGUGGGGUCCCUCCCACAUUCUAUCUAAAGAAAACUAUAGAUACUAUAUUGUUUUCAUAGAUGAUUAUAGUAGGUUUUCUUGGAUUUUCCCUCUUUCAAUCAAAUCUCAAGCCUUUGAAACCUUUAUAAAAUUUAAAAGCCUUGUUGAAAAACAAUUCAAUCUUCCCAUCAAAGCUGUCCAAGCUGAUGGUGGGGGAGAAUUCAGACCUUUUGAGAGAUUUUUAGCAGAUCAAGGCAUUAGAUUUCAGCAACCAUGUCCCCAUACACAUGAACAAAAUGGUAGGGUUGAAAGAAAGCAUAGGCAUAUCACUGAAACCGGUCUAACUCUUCUUGCUCAAGCUGGUCUUGAUCUUUCUUAUUGGUGGUUUGCGUUUCAAUGUGCAACUCUCUCUAUUAAUCGAAUGCCUACUUCGAUUCUUCACCAUAUCAGUCCUUUUGAGUGUCUAUUUCAUGAAAUCCCUGAUUAUCACAUUCUUAAGCCUUUUGGCUGUGCUUGCUAUCCACAUCUAAGACCUUAUCAUCAUCAUAAACUUGAACUCAGAUCUGAAGAAUGUUUGUUUCUUGGUUAUUCACCCAAACAUAAAGGUUAUGUUUGUGAAAAUGCUACUCACUUUUAAUGAAUUAUUAUUUCCUACUACUAACAAUACUCCUACUGUUGCUAAAGAAACAACUGAAACUGCUGGCUGUCCUACUAUGCAAUUUUCUACUGGUUUUCCACAGGUUUUCAGGUCUGAU